Messenger RNA from Aspergillus fumigatus Af293, 2550 nucleotides. NCBI's taxonomy places the organism in Eukaryota, Fungi, Ascomycota, Eurotiomycetes, Eurotiales, Aspergillaceae. The record is from RefSeq and is a predicted model, not a curated record.
AUGUCGGACAAUGCGUCGAUAACGCCCCAGACAAUCCCCGCCUCCCGAUCUAUCUUUCCCAAAGGGCCCAAUUUUACUCUUUCUGACUUCUCAAGCCGCGAUUACAUCGUUAAAGAGUUUGUCGAGGCACUUUCUGACAGUACUACCUCAAAUCGACGUUCUACGGUUGGACCUGGUCCUGGCAACCAGCUUUUUGAUCCCAAACCACUGAUUCGAGCAUUCGAACAUGCUCAACAACGACUUGGUGAACUUUCUGGAGAUUUGGAAAUUAAAGAGAACGAGCUAUCGGCUGCAGCUCGGAGAGCUGAGGCACAGCAUGCGCAAAAUCUCGGCACGCUGGGUAGAAAGUUGAAGCAGACCAUCGAUUCCUUUCAACAAUUGGAUACAUCUCUAAAUGGAGCAGCCCUAUCGGGAGGCGAACUCCCUGGGGCGACCGGGAGUAUGGCUGUUGAAACAGGAAGAAGGCUAGAGGAGUUAGACCGACAGAGGCGGCGAGCGCUUGAUGCUCAUUUCCUGAUUCAAUGUUGGGAUGGAGUAAGUAACAGAGGAGAGAUAACACUUUUAGAGAACUUAAGGAAGUCGGGGACUGGUGAGGCCAAAGUCAGGUCGGCGCAUAUUGCGCGACAGUUGCUCAGGAUAAGUCAAAGACUCGAUCCCCGCAGUUGGGAUGAAUUGAGAGCGAAGAAAAACGAUCUGUACCGAAAUGAUGACGAUUCUGUUGACGAGGGCACAAGGGGGAAUACCAAUGGUAUUCAUCGAAACACGAGAGAGAUAAUUGAAAAGUUCUCUGAGACUCUCGAGAAAGAUCUCCUGAAACAGUUCGAUGAUUUCUACCGCAAGGCAAAUUUCGAGGGCAUGAGAGACUGCGCGACUGUGCUUCAGGACUUCAGCGGAGGCGCAAGUGUGACCGCCUUGUUUGUUAAUCAACACCAAUUCUUCAUUGAUCGAAGCCAGCUAGUGACAGAAGAACUGGGGGGCGAUUUGGACAGCUGGGAACAAUUGGCGGAUCCUGACGCCGAACCCUUGAAAGUCGAACCGAGCCUCCAAUCGCUAGUUGAUGAGGUUAAGGUGGUCGUGCAGGAAGAAUCAGCCAUCAUCAAACGAGCAUUCCCUUUCUAUGAGCAGGUGCUGGGCAAAUUCCUACAACGCGUCUUUCAGCAGUCCAUCCAGCAGAGACUGGAAAUGGUUCUGGAGAAAGCUAAUGGCAUCUCGUCUUUAGCCUUCCUCCGAUCGCUACAAAGUUCUCGCAGCUACAUUAGCGGCCUGGUUGAUGAUCUCAAGGCUCACGGCUUGACUGAACAUCCAGAUCCUGUUUCGUCCCAAACAGCCUUGAUAUUAGAUCAGCAGCUGGAGGAUUUGUUCGUGCCCUACUUUGUUGGAUCAUCUUACAUUGAAAGGGAGAAAAAAUCACUCGAAGAGUUGUACACGUCAUUGUUGUUCCGGUUUACUACUUUUCACGCUCGGAGGAAACGAGCAGCGACGACGUUCAUGGCAUCGAUUUCCAAGUCUGGAACUGAGCUCCUUUCUUCCGCUCGGGACGCUUACGUCAAUCGCCUUGAGUCCUCGGAGUUCACGCCCACUCAAAAGAAGAUGCUCCUUCAAUUGGCCGGGUUGAAAGAGCAAAGCGACUCUAUGAAACCCACUGAGAUCAAGUUGAUGGAGAAGGAUGGUCUCCCUAAUAUUUCCUAUGCCAAGAGGAUGUUGAAAUGGCUGGCUGAAGCAGUUGGACGGGGUUUGGAACUGGGCUCCACCAGCGAAACACCAAAGGAUGUGUCUGCUUUGUUGAGUCUGCUAUUGUCUUUGAUGGGCGAGGGCUAUGUCGAGGUGUGUCUUGACGCUGUUUUUGAGGCCGCAACUUCCCAGGAGUCUGCAAGGGCAGAGCCUGAUUUUGGCUAUCUCACUGUGGUCAAAAGCAUCAUCAGCAUCACCAACUUGAUGGUGAUGUGUAUACAAACGUUGCUAAUUCCUCUUGCAACUCCAAGUAUAACGAUUCGCCGGGAAAUGGAGAAAAAGACAAAUGCAGCGACUCUACGCAUAGAAGACAAAAUAAACGCAAUUGAGCAGAAGGUCAUUGACACGGCCUUGAUGUGGAUUAGCAGGUUACUUUCGGGACAGAAGAAGAAUGAUUUCCGACCCAAGGAAGGAGAUAAUGCAGCUUGGUUGGAAAUGUUACAUACACCACGAUAUGCCGUCAACGGGGCCGGGGGUCUUAUGGUCACUAAGGACAUGACACAGUAUGCAGAUCUGUUGAAGUCUUGGGACAUCGACGAACACGUCAAAGGACCAGGUGGUCUACUAGACGUUCUGCUAGAAGUAGGCAGUCUAUUCGUCAUUGGGCCAGAAGCUUUACUGGAGAGAAUUCGUGCAGGAGCCAGCUCUGAUGCAAGCAGACGGCCAGGGGCUAGUCGCACUGAUACUGAACGGGGACAGGAGCUACUAGAGACUGGCCACAUCGAGCCAGGCCUUAGUGUACAGGAGAUCAGAGCUUAUGUGUCUCGCAGGGAGGAUUCCAGCACUACAGCAAUGCAAAAUGUGCUCAACCUCCUGUGA